Molecule: messenger RNA, 354 nt
Organism: Penicillium arizonense
Lineage: Eukaryota; Fungi; Ascomycota; Eurotiomycetes; Eurotiales; Aspergillaceae
Exons: 2
Coding region: 1-354 (117 amino acids)
Source: RefSeq, a predicted model, not a curated record
AUGACCCUCCAACCAUAUAAGACCACCCCAUGGCUCUCCAUCGCCCUUCGGAAGCAGACCUCACUCUACGUCAAGCCUGAAGUUGAAGAGUCCGAGGCUUCUUGCGCAAUGGGUAACAGCCCCGAUGUCAUCGAUGAAGUUGAAAUGUCUGAGGCUUCCUGCACUGAUACGCCUACCAGCGCGCUUACUUUGGCGUGUCAGAUGGAAAUGCCUCCUGGCACUGAACUCCAGGAUUCGGAUCUUGAGCACGAUGGCGAUGAAUCUGUGACUGAAGGUGCUACCUCUGGGUCUUUCUACAUUGUGGAAAACAGCCCUGUGUCCACCGACGCCGUCGGAAACAACCCCGAUGCCUAG